Raphanus sativus (radish) is the source of this 1181-nucleotide messenger RNA. Its product is annotated as serine/threonine-protein kinase Aurora-1. Gene Ontology annotation, molecular function: ATP binding; protein kinase activity. Gene Ontology annotation, cellular component: chromosome passenger complex; spindle microtubule; spindle midzone. The coding region runs from base 119 to 985 and encodes 288 amino acids. Gene Ontology annotation, biological process: regulation of cytokinesis; protein phosphorylation; mitotic spindle organization. NCBI's taxonomy places the organism in Eukaryota, Viridiplantae, Streptophyta, Magnoliopsida, Brassicales, Brassicaceae. The transcript is spliced from 9 exons. The record is from RefSeq and is a predicted model, not a curated record.
UACGUAUUUUCCCUUUAUUAUAGAAAAGGGUCUCUCUCUCUCUCUCUCUCUCUGUUUUCAUCUCAAAUCCCUUUCAAUUUGAUCUCUCCUCCGCCCGCUCUCUCUCUCUCUCUCUUCCAUGGCGAUCGCUUCGGAGAAGGAGGCUUCAGAUGUUUCUGCAGUAGCACAGAAGAGAUGGAAUCUGAAUGAUUUCGACAUUGGAAAGCCUCUUGGAAGAGGCAAGUUUGGCCACGUUUAUCUUGCUCGAGAGAAGCGGAGCAACCACAUUGUCGCCCUUAAGGUUCUUUUCAAGACACAGCUUCAACAAUCUCAAGUUGAGCAUCAGUUAAGGAGAGAAGUUGAGAUUCAGUCUCAUCUUCGUAACCCCAAUAUACUCCGCCUCUAUGGUUACUUCUAUGAUCAGAAAAGGGUUUAUUUGAUACUUGAGUAUGCUGCUAGAGGCGAGCUUUACAAGGAGCUUCAGAAAUGCAAAUACUUUAGCGAGAGACGAGCUGCUACUUAUGUUGCCUCGUUGGCGAGGGCUCUCAUCUAUUGCCAUGGCAAGCAUGUGAUACACAGAGAUAUCAAACCAGAAAACCUGUUAAUCGGUGCUCAGGGUGAGCUCAAGAUUGCAGACUUUGGUUGGUCAGUGCACACAUUUAACCGCAGAAGGACAAUGUGUGGCACGCUCGAUUACCUUCCUCCUGAGAUGGUUGAAAGCGUAGAACAUGAUGCAAGUGUAGAUAUCUGGAGCCUAGGGAUUCUCUGUUACGAGUUCCUUUAUGGAGUGCCUCCUUUUGAAGCCAUGGAGCACUCUGACACAUACAGAAGGAUUGUGCAAGUCGACCUCAAGUUCCCUCCUAAACCGAUUGUGUCUGCAUCUGCAAAGGAUCUAAUUAGCCAGAUGCUUGUCAAGGAGUCUGCACAACGUCUGCCAUUGCACAAACUUCUCGAGCACCCGUGGAUUGUGCAGAACGCUGAUCCUUCUGGAAUCUACAGAGGUUGAAAACGAAACAGCUUUGUGACGUCUCUGUUCUAACGCUUCUGUUCUUGGCAAUCUCGAGCCAAACUGUAUUUUUUUUUUCAAAUCACCAUUGUGUAGGUGUAAGAAUCUUCCAUCUUCUUUUCCUAAUUCAUGUUUCAAUACGUGUAUCCUAAGCAAAUUCAUUUGUGUUAUUAUUAUCAAUUGAUAUUCUUCAUCA